UUAUUUCUCAAGCACGAUCGGUAUUUCUGAAGUCGAUUAUAAUUCGGUCAUUAGGUGGCUUCCGUUUCCGGCAUCGCUACAAAAUGGAAGUCGGUGGAGGUGGUGCGUUAAAGAGAGCUGCUGCUGUUGGUUUACCAAAAUUACGGGAGAUAUUCAGAAGACAGCGUCGGGAUUCGGAGCCAACGUUUGCCGACACACCCGACCUAGACUUUCUAUAUGAAGAUGCUGACAAACACCAUUUAGAAAUAUCAGAGUUGUACAGCUACACGGAGGAAAAUGAGUUUAAAUUCAACCAACUUUUCUUCGAAGAGCUUCUUCAACAGUACACUUCCAGUAAGUGGUGUGAGCUCAGCUCGGAUGAGAAGCGGCAGCACAUCCUACGAUUGAUGGAACUCACCGAUAUAUCUGAUAGGAGUCAACGAAUGAAGGCCGUCAGGUCAUACCUCUACCUUGUACAAGGUGUAUUCGGAGAGGGUUCCAGCGAGCAGGAGGUGUGGAAAACAAGCCGGGAUAUGGUCUUCCUCCUCUACAAAUGUGGUGUGUUCACAGCUCUUGUGGAACUAUUGUACUUGGAGAUAGACAACAGCACGGCAGCGUCGGCGGCGCUGCGUAAGCCGGCCGUGUCUCUCGCGGACAGCACUGAUCUGCGAGUCAUCAUCUGCGUUCUCUACAUCAUGGUGGAGAAUGCGAGAGUCGAGGAAGCCGACGACGACGAUGCGACCAAGCAGCUCAUCAACAUGUUCCGAUACGAACUCGGUCAGCCCAUCCUUGGUGACGACCUACUAGCCGUAGUUCUGUUCGGCAUGGUUACAAAGUUCUGCAGCGGUAGUGCGCCUCACUUUCCCAUCAAGAAAGUUUUGCUGCUACUCUGGAAGACAAUCCUGGUGUCGCUAGGAGGCAUGCACAAGUUGUUUGAGUUGAAGAACGCGUACAGGGCCGACGAGGGAUUGGGCCCCGUGACAGAAGAUACGGUGAGCGUUACCAGGACAAUGCGUGCGGCAUCCCCGCCCGCGUCGGCCGCCGACCUGAUCGAACAGCAGCAGCAGCGCCGUCCUAUCGUGCGAGCGAGAAAGGGGGCACCCAUUGAUGAAGCUGUUACACUUGAUCCUAACGGCGAUAAGAUAGCCGCUACUGAUCAGUGGAAAGCUGAGUCGGCAAACGGCGGUGAUCAAAAUGGCGGCUUCCUGAGCGGUGCAAGGAGCGAAGAUUCAGAGCCGGGUUUGAUCAAACAGUCGAGCUUGGAUGACGAUGAGAAUGGCUUGGAUGAAGAGGUUGCGAGAGAGAUGGACAAUAACGCGAUAAACAACAGCGAUGAUGAGAUAAGACUUGACUCACCCUGCCCUGGGACUCCACCUCCUCCUGCUAAAGGCUUACCCUGGACUCCGAAAGUCAGGCAGCGAGACUUGGACGCGUUUCUAGACUACACGCGCGAGAAGUUUGUUGGCUUCCAGGUGCAGGGCGACCGCACGUCACUCGCGGGGCUGCCGCAACCCAUUCACGAGGGCAUCAAGGUCCUCACUGCUCAUCUGUACGUCUCACUGGCAGAGGUGCAGGUUAAGAGAGAGGAGGAGAUAGCUAAGCAUCCGAUGUCGAAGCCGGAGUGCAAUGUGAUGGACAGUCCGACUGAGCUGCUCUACCAACACACGCUGCCUAGUCUUGCACAGUACAUGAUUGCUCUGCUAAAGAUCCUCUUAGCGGCAGCGCCAACGUCCAAAGCCAAGACUGACUCGAUCAACAUCAUGGCUGAUGUUCUUCCAGAGGAAAUGCCCAUGACCGUCCUGCAGUCGAUGAAGCUGGGCAUCGACGUGAAUCGUCACAAGGAGAUCAUCGUCAAGGCGAUCUCCUCCAUCCUGCUGCUGCUGCUGAAGCACUUCAAGAUCAACCACAUCUAUCAGUUUGAGUUUAUGAGUCAACAUCUGGUCUUUGCAAACUGUAUACCUCUGGUGCUGAAAUUCUUCAACCAAAACAUCAUGGCAUACAUUACAGCGAAAAACACAAUCUCUCUCAUAGACUACCCACGGUGCGUGAUCGGCGAUCAACCGGAGCUCACUGCGGACACCCUGGAGGCAACACCUGGUGACAUGGCGCAGUACUGCUGGAGGAAUCUCUACUCCUGCAUCAAUCUUUUGCGCAUUCUCAACAAGCUCACAAAGUGGAAGCAUUCUCGCACGAUGAUGUUGGUCGUGUUUAAGUCCGCUCCCAUCCUGAAGAGGGCGCUGAAGGUGAAGCAGGUGAUGAUGCAGCUCUAUGUUCUCAAGCUGCUGAAGGCGCAGACGAAGUACCUCGGUCGGCAGUGGCGCAAGAGCAACAUGAAGACCAUGUCGGCGAUCUACCAGAAGGUCCGUCAUCGACUCAAUGACGACUGGGCGUUUGGAAACGACGUGGAUGCGCGGCCGUGGGACUUCCAGGCAGAAGAGUGCGCGCUGCGGGCGUGCGUCGAUCGCUUCAACAACCGCCGCUACAGUGCUGCCACCACGACCUUUGACCCCGAGUUCCAACCCGUCGACAACAACCUGCAGAGCGUGUUAGGACGCGAACUCGACCUUGGGGAAGAGUUCAAGUGCAAGUGGGAGGCGUGGGUCGACCGUGAGGUGAUUAACUCCAGUAUAUGCUGGGAGCAGCUGCUUGUGGACUGAUGCUGCAUGCACCCUCCGCGCGCGCACACACAUACACGUGAGGUUUAGCAUGUAGCAUCUCUUCUUCUUUUCAUUUUUCGAGCAGCAUUUCUUCAGAAGUUCACAUAUCCUCGUGAUUUAUUGUUUUCAGUAAGCAGACCAAGUAUUUACGAGGCGUGUCGCUAGAUAGGCAAUGUUUGGCUGUAAUGUAAACGAUGAAGAGCUCAUUGAGUUACGGCAAACGAUGAAUAAUUUAAAAGAUAAAAACACUCUGGUGUGCAGCAUUAUUGCUGGUAAAAUUAUUGGUGAUUUUUGUCUUGUACAACUUUUUACUUUUUACUGUGAAUGUGAAAUAACCAAAAACCUGAUUUUAUAAAUUUGCCUAUAUUUGUUAUAGGCAAUGCAGUCACUUUCGUGUUGCGAUGAUAAAAUAAGUUGUAUUUUGACAUUUAUUUUUGCAUGCAGUGUACCAGGUACAUACGAUGAAAGUAAUGUAUUUAUCGCGAACUAAUAUUUAACCGUAAUUAAGUUAUUGAACAUUAUAAGCACCGCGUAUGAAAUGACUAAAAAUAAACGUCAAAGCACAACUUGUGUUAUCAACACAGGCAGACGGAGCACAACCUGUCACACUAGCCAUCGUCACCAAUCAUACUAUAUACCCACCGAUCAGCAGAGGUCGAGUUCUUAUUCAUUUCCUUGGAAUAUUUAACGACAAAAUUGGUUAUGUAGCAGAAUUAAAAAUGUAUUCAACUGAAAAUGAUACUAAAAAACUUGCUGGUGCUGGCUGAUGCUCAAGUUUGGCUUUGUUCUGCAGUUCGGAAAUGAGGGGCAAAUUUACGCUGUGACCGCCUGUUGCUGUAUCUUUUAGAUCUUAAUCUUCAGGCAGGAACUUGUGUUUAUAGCAGAUUUCAAUAGCAUGCGUGUUAUUCUCUUAUCAUUAUUUAUAAGCUAUUCUUACAUGAAAGCGCGCGAUAUGUGUGUGGCACAUUGUUGCACCACAGGUCUCCAAUUAAGUCACACAGAACUCGCUCUGGAGUGGUUGAUACCGUGUGAAUUGUGUUAAUAUAUAGAUAUUUCUGCUGGACGUGCAUGCAAGCUAGAAAUAUUUCGCCUCGUAUUUUUGCAUGCACUUCCGAGCAGACAUGUUUAGUAUAUCCAAUUUGCACUGCUCCAUGUAAACGACGUCGAGUAUACCAAGUACUUGACUUGUGAUUACUAUAAUAUUAAUAUAUUGGUCUUCAUGUGCUCUCGAAUGUGAGAAAUAUUCUGUCGAUUUAUUGCUGUAUUUAUUGCCUGCCUGCAUGUACUGAAGAAAGAGUCACUUGUAUAUAUUAUGUUAGUAGCCAUUCAAAUUGCGAUCUGUGCAAGUUUGUGCGAGCCUUGUUGCUGACAGUAGUUGGUCCUAAUUGAGGUAAUAUAUAUAUAUAUAUAUCAUGAUGAUGACAUGAUAUUAUCAUGUGUAUAAUAUAUAUAUAUAUAUAUAUAUAUAUAUAUAUAUAUAUAUAUAUAUAUAUAUAUUGUACACGCCUUAUAAUAUUAUCUUCAGUUAGGGUUUGCUGUCAAGUUGUGACGUUUUCUGUGUAGAAUGCAUCCUUAGCUAUACUCUGUAAAUACCUGUAAUAAAUAAAUAAAAAGGGGAAUAAUGCACAAUAAAUAUAAUUGAGUAAAAUCAA
Priapulus caudatus is the source of this 4288-nucleotide messenger RNA. RefSeq names its product striatin-interacting protein 1 homolog. Gene Ontology annotation, biological process: cytoskeleton organization. Gene Ontology annotation, cellular component: cytosol. The transcript has 20 exons. The record is from RefSeq and is a predicted model, not a curated record. The coding region runs from base 84 to 2636 and encodes 850 amino acids. Lineage: Eukaryota; Metazoa; Priapulida; Priapulimorpha; Priapulimorphida; Priapulidae.